ACAGGUAUCUAGGCUGCCAAGAUGCCAGGGCCAAGACCUCGGAAGGGCCCUCAUACCAGUGGCCAGGGUGUGGCAGCUGCCAAACAGCUGGGGCUCUUUAUGGAGUUCAACCCUGAGGACAUGCUGCUGGGGACGGAGGAGCCUGAGGAUGAUAGGGACCUGGAAGCUGAGCUGCUAGCCCUCACUGGGGAAGCGGGCACCAUAGGCACAAAGCCAGCAUCCAAGGGGCAGGGUGAGUCUGUGGCACUGGGCUGGCUUGGUGGUAGGGCCAGGUGGUGGAAGAGGAGAGGUUCCUCUUCUCUCAGCUGGGAAGAGCCAGCCAGAUCACCUGGGCCUUCUGACAUCUGUCCCUUUUGCAGCACUCCCACCAAGAGCCAUCUUGGCCUGCUCAUAUACCCAUGUGACUUUCCUGACUACACCCUGUCUCCACCCUCAUUUCAGACAAUCAGCAACCUGCUUCUCAGACUGACUGAGGUCCCAGUCCUUAGCCCUAGCCAAGGCCUGGUAUAGAGUAAGAGCUCAGCAUAGACCAAAUUAGACACAUUAGAAAUGCAUAGCAAUUGUGUCUAAUGAAUGAAUAAAUGGAAUCUCCCUCCCCUGAAUAUCUAAAUCUUCCUCUCUUCUUACUGGGAACCCUCCUAGAGGACCACCUCCCAUCCCAUGUGCCCCUGAGUUGAGGACAGUGGUGGGGAUCUGGGAAGGGGUCCACUAGGGGAACCAUGGCUCUCACUUCUCUUUCAGUCCAAACCUGCUUUGGGGUUAGAUGAGCUUGUGUUUAAUAUUGGGUCUGCCACUCACUGGGAUUACAAUAUUGGGAAAAUUAAUAUUGGUAGUUCUCAGUUUACUCAUGUGUGAAGUAGGAGUAACAUUACCUAUCUUGCAGAAUCAUUGUGAUGCUCAAAUGGACAUUGAAAAUCUUUACAUAUGUGAAAGCCCCUCUGCCUAUGGCCCACAUUGAGAAGUUGGCAGCAGACUGUAUGCGGGAUGUGGAGGAGGAAGAGGAGGAAGGGCUGGAGGAAGAUGCAGACUUGCUGACUGAGCUGCAGGAGGUCCUGGGUACAGAUGAGAAGGCUGGACCCCUCAAAGGCAAUGAGACAGCCAGCCUGGGUGGCUCUGAGGAGGAGAAGGGACAAGAAAAUACUGAAUCUACAGUGCAGGCAACUCUUCUGACAGCUUCAGUCCCAGCGGCUCAGGCUGGAGGGUCUCGAGGACUACAGACUCUGCUGGAGGAUCGAAUCCACAACUACCGGGAGGCUGUGGCUAGUGCCAAGGAGGCAGGUGAAGCAGCCAAAGCCAGGCGCUGUGAGCGCGGCCUGAAGACUCUGGAGUCUCAGCUGGCUGCUGUGAGGAAAGGCAGGAAGAUCAGUGAGGAUGAGAUCCCACCUCCGGUGGCCUUGGGCAAGAAGCCCAUGGCCCCCCAGGAAGCAGCUGGCAGGAGCCCUGAGGAAGACUCCCCAGCUCCCCCCACCUUGGAGCCAGACAGCCUCUCCCGGCCUGAGACGAGCCUCUUGGGCAGUCCUGGUAUUUCUGUCCCACGUGAUCCAGACCCCGACCCACGGGCGCUGCUGUCAGCCCGACAGAGAGAAUACAAAGUGGCUGCCCUGAACGCCAAACGGGCUGGAGACCUAGACCGUGCCCGAGAGCUCAUGAGGAUUGGGAAGAGAUUUGGAGCCGUCCUGGAGGCCCUGGAGAAGGGGCAGCCUGUGGACCUGAGUGCCAUGCCCCCAGCACCUGAGGACUUGAAGCUCCACCCACAGGCUUGUAAGGCUCCCACAGCACCCUCAGUCGUACCCCCAGUAGUGGACCAAGUGCAGCCAGUGAUGGCCCCUUCCAGCCCAGCAGCCCCAGUGGCCUCUGCUGAGCCACAGACAGUGCUGGAUGUCCUGCAGCAGAGGCUGACCAGGUACCAGGAGGCAGGCAUCCAGGCCCGGGGCAGUGGUGAUGAGCGCAAGGCCCGGAUGCACAAGCGCAUUGCCAAGCAAUAUCAAGAUGCCAUCCGAGCACACCAAGCAGGACGGAAAGUUGACUUUGCUGAGUUGCCUGUUCCUCCAGGAUUCCCCCCAGUCCCUGGCCUGGCACCCCCUGCAGGCACUGAGGAGGAUGUAGUGGCAGCUGCCCGGAAACUGGCCUCCUUGGCGGAUACAGCCCUGGCAGAGGAAGAUGGGGAUGAGGACGAGGAUGAGCCCCCAGCCCAGGCCCCAGUUGCCAAGAAGCCAGCACAGCCGCUGGUCCCUUCAUCCCGGCCCCUGCCUGAGCCCAAGGUGUCAAGUUCUAAGGAGCCACUGAGUCCCUCUGCGCGGGAGCAGCUGGCACUUCUAGAGGCACGGAAACAGCAGUACCAGCGGGCAGCCCUGCAGGCCAAACGUGCCCAGGACCUGGAGCAGGCCAAGGCUCAUCUGCGGGUGGCCAAAUGCCUUGAGGCUCAGAUCACCCAGGUCCGAGCCGGCCAACCUGUGGACCUCUCCAAGGUACCUUCACCCUUGACGGACGAGGAGGGUGACUUCAUCCUCAUUCACUAUGAGGACCUGAGACUCUCCCAGAAAGCUGAAGAGGUGUAUGCCCAGCUACAAAAAAUGCUUCUGGAGCAACAUGAGAAGUGUCUGCUGUUCUCCAAGCAGUUCAUGCACCAGGGCAAUGUGGCCGAGACUACCCGGUUUGAGAAGCUUGCUCAGGACCGCAAGCAGCAGCUUGAGAUCCUGCAGCUGGCCCAGGCCCAGGGCCUUGACCCUCCCAGCCACCACUUUGAGUUGAAGACAUUCCAGACUGUGAGGAUCUUCUCAGAACUCAACAGCACAGAAAUGCACCUGAUCAUUGUCCGGGGAAUGAACCUCCCAGCCCCUCCAGGGGUGACCCCUGAUGACUUGGAUGCCUUUGUGCGGUUUGAGUUCCACUACCCUAACUCGGACCAGGCUCAGAAAAGCAAAACAGCUGUGGUGAAGAACACAAACUCUCCAGAAUUUGAUCAGCUCUUCAAACUAAACAUCAACCGAAACCAUCGGAGCUUCAGGAGAGUGAUCCAAAGCAAAGGAAUCAAGUUUGAAAUCUUCCACAAAGGAUCCUUCUUCAGAAGUGACAAGCUGGUCGGCACAGCCCACCUGAAACUAGAGCGGUUGGAGAAUGAAUGUGAGAUCAGAGAGAUUGUGGAGGUCCUGGAUGGAAGGAAACCCACUGGGGGCAAACUGGAGAUUAAGGUGAGGCUGCGGGAGCCUCUGAGUGGCCAAGACAUGCAGAUGGUCACCGAGAACUGGCUGGUCCUGGAGCCCAGGGGCCUCAGAGAUGGUUAAUGUCUGCAGAGGAGUCAGGCCAGUGGCCUGUGCAGGAGCACACACUCUUCCUGCUUUGCUGACUAUAGAAGCCCUUGUACGUAAGGGAGCUGCUGCUACUCAAGCACCAAAGACCUGUUCAGUAUGUGCAUUACUGACCACAGCCUUGGUCUUUCCUGUUGCUGGCCCCUCCGUCCAAGCAAGCUGGAUUCCAGGAUGGACCCACACCCCCAGUGCCUCCCACCUCCUUGCUCUGGGUAAAAGCCCGGAGAGCCUCAUUCCUCUGUGGUGUGGAGUCCUGCAGCCCCUUAACCCGUGUAUACCAACUGUGUGCAGCUUACCCAGCCCCAAGUUGCAGCAUUUCUGGAUGUGCCUUUAAAAGAUAGACCUGUAGGGAUAGAGAACUUGAUGGUGAUCAGGAAAGCCCCCUGCUGGGGGGGAGGACAGGGUUCUGUGACUCCAGUUGGUCACUGGUGGCCUAUCCCACACAGCUUGGUCUAUCAUGUCGUGCCUGUGCAGCUCUGCCCUGGCCUCCCUGCUUCCCAGUGCUCUCAGUGGAAGAGGGACUGUAGUGGGCAGGAAGGGAAAGGCAACUUAUAUCUUGGGUUUGGUUCAUAAAUGAGACUAAAAGACUGUUAACAACUAGAGGAAAAAAUAUAUAUAUAAGUAUAUAUAUAUAUACACAUAUAUAAUUUUAUGUAGCUGUUUUUAAGAAACUAGGUCUAAUUCAUUAUAGGAGUUUACACUGUACACACAGAGUAACCACCAGAGUUCUAAACUAAAGCCCUGCUCUCUGUCACCUUUUAAAAGCCAGAGCAGCAGUAAAACAUUUGUUAAUUGACAAACUGCUGCUAUGGCUUCUUCUGAGAGAGGGCCAGGGACACCUUACCUCUUCAGUUGAUCACCUAGGGAAAUCUUAGUUCUUUCCCAAGAAAUUAUCCUUUGGCUUUGUUUUCUGAAUGGAUGGAAACAAUGGAGGGAUUUAUAAUUUCAAUAGAUUUAAUAUUCAAAACUGCAAUAUUCUACAUUUCUUGGAAAUAAACUUUAACAUCCCAUUU
This is a messenger RNA of Manis javanica (Malayan pangolin), 4321 nucleotides long. RefSeq names its product coiled-coil and C2 domain containing 1B (gene CC2D1B). The record is from RefSeq and is a predicted model, not a curated record. Gene Ontology annotation, molecular function: DNA-binding transcription repressor activity, RNA polymerase II-specific. NCBI's taxonomy places the organism in Eukaryota, Metazoa, Chordata, Mammalia, Pholidota, Manidae.